Messenger RNA from Effrenium voratum, 1113 nucleotides. The record is from the annotation of a GenBank genome assembly. NCBI's taxonomy places the organism in Eukaryota, Dinophyceae, Suessiales, Symbiodiniaceae.
AUGCCGUUGCAGACCCGGGGUCGUUGGGGCGCCGCGCUCGAUCAGCUUGUAGACCGCGUGGGAGCGCAGGGAAGCAUCAUAUUUGAAUGGGAGGACAGCGAAGGUGACCGCCGACUGACCGCACCGAUUCAUUCCGGGUAUUAUUCCUCCGAUGCGAUCUCGGUGUAUCUCUCGAAGUGCCAGGACAUGGAAGCCCGGGAUCAGGCGAUCAUUCGCCAACACACCCAUGAUGACGACGAGAUUGCACUGCUUGACGAUACGCUGCUUGCGUCUUCCGUCGACGAGCUCAAACGGCAGGAACACGUCCAGAAGCUGAUGCGCCUUGGAAUAUUUCACCGCGCCGCCGGAGUGAUGAACAAGGACAAUCGCUGGCUUUCGCUCUUCUCGGUGCAGUUGAAUGCCGCGAGAAAUCCACUGGAUGCAAAAGAGCGGCAUUUUCUGUCGCAAGUCCUGCCGCAUGUCGCCAAAGCGCUGGAUCUCAGCAUUCCCAUUCGUCAACUUCAAAGCCGGUAUCAGCGGGUUUUAUCGGCCAUUGAUGAACUUGCGAUCGGUGUCUGCGUCCUAGACAGCCGUGCCAUGAUAGUUGCGCGCAACGAGGAGUUCAGGCGCCAGCAGGAAACCUAUCGGCUGUUUCGCGUCGGUCAGGGCGGUCAAUUGCGGAUUGCGGACCGGUCGGGUCAGAGCCAGCUUGACCGUCUCAUGUCGGACUGGCGCGAACAUGGCAGGUUCGGGGGCCGUCCCCGCAAGGAAAGUAUCCUCAGCCACACGGACACUCCUUUGUGCAUCGAAAUCACACCGCUGCAGAAGUCGGAUGAGAUCGGCAACGGUCUCUUUGGCGGAUUUGUCCUGUGCACUACGGACACGAGCCUGCCGGUCAUGUGCGACAAGACCCGAAUUCGGCAGGCCUUCGGACUGACGUCCGCCGAAGCUUCGCUGGUUGAUGCGAUCGGGGAAGGCCUGACCAAUCCCGAGAUUGCAGACCGUCGCAACCGAUCUGUCUCAACGGUCAAUGCUCAGACAAAGUCCAUCCUUGCGAAAUCGAACUGCGCCAACCGCACGCAGUUCGUAAGAAUGAUGAUGCGGUUCGGUGCCAGUUUUCUGACGCCGAGGUGA